This is a messenger RNA of Cladophialophora bantiana CBS 173.52, 921 nucleotides long. RefSeq lists its product as uncharacterized. The transcript has a single exon. Lineage: Eukaryota; Fungi; Ascomycota; Eurotiomycetes; Chaetothyriales; Herpotrichiellaceae. The coding region runs from base 1 to 921 and encodes 306 amino acids. The record is from RefSeq and is a predicted model, not a curated record.
AUGGCUCUCCGGCUCUCUUCCGACCCAUCUACGGAAAGUCACCAACUGCGUGCGAAGGCCGUUAUUGCGAGCAUUCUAUUGCUGUCCUAUCUUGAGGUACAUUGGCCAACAUCAGGGGCGUGGCUGAUGCACUUAGACGGCGCUCUUAGGAUGGAAGCCAUUGUUCAGCUGGCGACCUUUAAUGAUGCUACGGCUUUUUUUCUGUCGGAAGAGCUCUUCGCCGCCAGCACUUGGCCGCUUCUGACGAGGUUCAACUCUCACUCGACUUUCACCAUUUAUGAUUCCGAGUUGGACGGGGAGUGGAGCUUGGGAAGAAUGCACCGACCGGUGUCUGUAUUCACAGCAUUCCUAUCAAUUCUCAGAGAUAUAACACGCAUUGAGCGCCAAUAUUGCGAGACCGUCAAUGACCCUGGGAACCAGCUCCACCUCAGAAGGGUUUUCGAAGAAGUACAACUGAACCUCACGCAAGCUCAUAAAUCGGCAAUCGAUGCGUUGAGAUCGAAGUUGAUUAUUCAUCCCACUUCCCAUGCGGAGGACAUGAAGCAUCUCAUUGACGCCUACUUCUACUCAACCAAGAUAUAUAGCUACCGAGCGCUCGUUCAUUUCGAGUUCGAUCCUAAUAGCCUCCGCAGCAUGCGCGGUCGUCUCCUUGACGCGCUCCUUGCCUUUCGGAACCCCGAUUCCUUUGCCCAAGAUCAGCCUUGGCCAUUAUUUGUCGUGGGUGUGGAAAGCACAGAUGAUGUAUCUAGUCAACACUGGGUCGAACAUCGCAUGAACCGUGUCAUUCAGUUAUACUGUUCCAUCGACCGGCCAAGGAUGCUCUGCUUCCUCAGAGCGUUUUGGGCGCAGAAAAUCCAGCGGAAUUGGAUCAGUUUUGCACGGAAAUGGACCAAAGACUAUUUUGAGUUUCUUGUACUAUAA